UUCGGCCGGCAGGGGGCACUCGACUAGCUAAGAGGCGACGCUUUCAUGGAGGGGGCGGAGGCCGGGGUGCGGGAGGGGGCCGCUGUGGCCCAGGAUCUGUUAGCCUUGGGGUAUGAGGGUUUCCCAGGGACAGCGGCGCUGGGCCCCUCGUGCCCAGACUUCAGGGCGCUGUGCGCGCGGCUGGCGGCGGAGCUGGCGACUCUGGGUGCCCUGAAGCGGGAGCGAGAGGAGGGCGCGGAGGUGCUGAGCGCCAGCGACGGCCCCGGCGCCGAGGAGGAAUUCCUGCGACAGCUGGCCGGCCUGCUACGGGAACUGCACUACCCGGACCGCGCGCUCUGCGGCGGAGACUGCGCGACCGCGCUGCAGAAACCCGGCACAUGCCUGCGCCUGCUGCGCUUUCUCUGCACCGAGCUCCAGGCUGCCCGGCUCCUCCGCCUGCAUCCCCAGCUGGAUCCCAGUCAGGCAGCACUCCCGCCCGGUGGGAAAGAGGCAGAGGAGGAACUCAUCCUUACUCUCCAAGCCCUAGGGAUGCCCAGACCCACUCCCGGGACCCCUGCCAGCCGGCUGCUGUGGGAGUUGCAUGCCAAGGGCCCAUGGGGAACUGUGGUCCACAGAGAGUCCUUAACAGUUUCUGCCAAGUCAGCCUCAGACUCCUCCUUCUCUCAUCAGAUCUCAGAGCUGCUGCCUUCCCUGCCUCCAGGGUCACUGCAACCCCUCCUCAGCUACUCACUGGACGCACCCAGAUGGGAAGCGUUGGAGUCUCUGUGCCAAAGCCUGAGAGAUCAGUACUGUUGCCGCCGCUGCCUUCUCCUCAAGCGCCUGGACCUCACAACAUCUGCUUUCCACUGGAGUGAUCGGGCAGAGGUCAAAGGGGAGGCCAUGAAGGCCGUACUGAUCCCAAUUCGAGAGGCUCUGACCCCAGAAUCGGAUAUCUCCAUUGCACACGUCCUGGCUGCCCGAGCUGACCUGUCUUGUCUUGUCCCAGUCACAAACAAGGCUGCCCGCCAAGGGACCUGCUGUGCCAUCAACAAGGUGCUCAUGGGCAACGUGCCAGACCGAGGGGGUCGCCCAGAUGAACUGGAGGCUCCCAUGCCCACCUGGCAAAGCAGAAGAGAGGAUGGAGGCGGGAGGAAAGCAGGCCGCCAGUACUGGAGCCGCAAGAAGAAGAAGAAGUAGUAAAGGAUGGUUGGGGAAGGGAUCCCCUAUGAGAUGCUGACACCGUUGAUAAUCUCUGGGGAGUCAGUUUGAGGGCUUCUCUUGGCACCUGGCACCCGGGACCCACAUCCUGUUCCUGAGGCUCCAAAUGUCUUCUCCCCCAUCCACCACGCAACGCCAAGGACCAAGGAAAAUAAAUUUAAUUUAUGACGC
Hipposideros armiger (great roundleaf bat) is the source of this 1368-nucleotide messenger RNA. It is a transcript of the gene TSLIG3C, whose product is annotated as family with sequence similarity 98 member C. Lineage: Eukaryota; Metazoa; Chordata; Mammalia; Chiroptera; Hipposideridae. The transcript is spliced from 8 exons. The record is from RefSeq and is a predicted model, not a curated record. Gene Ontology annotation, cellular component: tRNA-splicing ligase complex. Bases 46 to 1176 code for a protein of 376 amino acids.